Molecule: messenger RNA, 2253 nt
Organism: Sinocyclocheilus anshuiensis
Lineage: Eukaryota; Metazoa; Chordata; Actinopteri; Cypriniformes; Cyprinidae
Gene: cunh12orf56
Product: chromosome unknown C12orf56 homolog
Exons: 13
Coding region: 126-1772 (548 amino acids)
Source: RefSeq, a predicted model, not a curated record
AUUGACAGGAGUUAAAUACAUUACGCACAGAGAGCGAGAAUACGCCUUACAGCCGACACAGCAGGGAUUGAGUGAAUGCAGAAAUGACUUCUGUAUGGUAUUGAAUAUGACAGCGCGAGCGGGAUAUGGGACGUAGGGUGUGUGUGUGUGGUGUUAAAGUUGACAUUCCCAUGGCCAGAAGCAGCGCGCGCGGGCUUCUCCGCCACAACAACAGCAAACUGGACACUUUCCUCAAGAGGAACACCAGUCGGGAUGUGUACGAGCGGAUCCGGGUCUACGAGCCGUGUGUGGUGGUCUCGGGCUCGGUCAAGAAGGUUUUUAUGCAUGUGAUCUUGAGCGAUGAGCGCGUGUAUCUGAGCGAGUAUCAGCCGCGCGCGCUGCGAGAGGCGCUCAGCUUCAGACACAUCAAGAGCAUCGAGCUGAUCAAUGAUUUGCCAGAUUUCCUCAGCGGACAGGACCGUGAGCGCUCAAUGCACAUCCGUGUUGUUCAUACCGCAAAGGAUCCUGGGAAAAAGAGCUCAAGACCCAAAGGAUCCGUUCAGAAUAAGCCAUCAUUUCCAUCGCGAGGACGCAACUCGAGUGCCCGUCAUUCUCUGGAGGGCGUGAGUCCCAGCUGGAGAAUCUCUCCCACAUCAAUGAGCUCCAGUGACCAGCGGCAGAGUCCCAGCGCUUCAGUCCCGACAGCACUGAUGAGGAGAGCAUCAACUGAGGAGCAGGAGCAGGAGCAGGAGGAGGAGAAAGAGGAAGAGUUACACCUUUAUGCUGUGUCUCCAUCAUCACGAAUAUACCUCCACCUGCAGAGCUCCUGGAGCAGCUACAUCAUACGAUCAACUUUGAUGCUGGACCCAGUGUACAGGAAGAGAUGUGGCAUAUCCUACUCUUCUCCCCAGAAACAGAAAUAUCAGAAAAUCAGCUGGGAACGGACGUGUCACUUGUUCAGUCAGCUGAGCGGAGAGCUGCUGCAGGAGAACAUCAGCCUGGAGAGUCUGUAUUUACUCCUGCAGGAGCUGCACACGGCCACGAACCGCAACCCCACCAUCAAGAAACUCUUCUGGAGGUCACCGGAUCUUUAUCCUUUCCUGGUGAAAACGCUGUCGGAAAGCUCUCAGGGCGGCCAGGAGGGAGUUCACACAGCCGACAGACUUCUGCUGUGCACUUUGGUGGUUCAGAUAUUAAGCCUGAUGUUCAGGGAAACAGAGAUCGAAGCGGCGAGGCUCAGCAUGCUGACGGCCAAACAGGGAGCUCUUACGGAGAACAUGCUGCUGGCUUUAGUGUGUGAUCCAGAUCUCCAGCUGCCAGACUCCACUGAUGCCUCUAAAUCUUCACUUAAUAAGCUGCAGGCAGACUAUCUGGAUGCGGCGUCUGCGCUGCUGUUUGAGCUGGUUGUGUUCUGUCAGGAGGCUAGUCGCACACCUGCUCUGGGACAUUUCCUCACCAUCGGCUGGGUGUUUCGCUUGCUUAAACCGCAUCCGUUCUUACUCCCGUUCGUGGGCUAUCAGGCCCAGCAGCUGGUUCUGGUUCUGUGGGGUCCUCAGGAUCCUCUCAGCCCAUCUCAGGCGGUUCUCCUGUUCCAGCGCUGCCGUGUUCUGUUAGCCUGUCUGCAGCACAGCGCCUGUCUGAGCAAGUACAUCAGGACGGGGUUCAAGGAGGAGUUCAGGUACUAUGUGAAGACGUCAGGGCUGGAGGACAGACUGCCCCAUCACUACCCCAUCAGUCAGCCUGCCCAGAACCUUCUUUCCCAGCUCCUCAGUCUGGUUCUCCAGAAACCUUGAGCUCUGGCUCUUUCUCUUUCUGUUCCUCUGGGAUUCAUUUCUUGUUUUAUUUCUGCAGAUAGACGUUGGAAUAUGCCUUUGAAUGAACAUGCUGCACUUUAAGAUUGAGUCUUGUAUUGUGUCUUACUAUGUUUUGAACAGAGACUGUGGGAUUUUACUCUGCCUUUGUCUACACUCAGGAUUAUUAUCACUGCAAUAUGUGUGUAAAAUAUCGGCAAUUUGAUGGAAAGUCAGUGCAGAGAACAUUUAAUAUAUUCAAAUAUUUAUAAAAUAAUGAACAUAAUGUGCACUUUUCAAUGAACAAUUUCAAGUUUGGCAGGCCACUCUAACAUAUCACAGUAUUAUAAUAUGAAUCUUUUUCAUAUUUGUUUUGCUGUACUGUAACUAAAGCCUGAUGCACUUGUUUAUUUUGGUUGGUUUUUGUUUGAAUGCACUUUUUCUCUGUAAGACUCGACUGAUUUUCAGGGACUCCAUGAACCCC